This is a messenger RNA of Nannospalax galili (Upper Galilee mountains blind mole rat), 890 nucleotides long. It is a transcript of the gene CUNH1orf50, whose product is annotated as chromosome unknown C1orf50 homolog. Bases 151 to 750 code for a protein of 199 amino acids. The transcript has 5 exons. NCBI's taxonomy places the organism in Eukaryota, Metazoa, Chordata, Mammalia, Rodentia, Spalacidae. The record is from RefSeq and is a predicted model, not a curated record.
GAAGCCCCGCCUCUCCGAGGAGCCUUGCCUCUAAACUCAGGCGGAGCUUGAGGAAUGGCCAGGGAAUGCGGAAGCUCCGCCCACAAGCCUUUGUGCGCUUGCGCUUUCGGCUCGGUGCUGAACCACUGGUGGCGAGGCUGAAGUCCGGUUAUGGAGGACGCUGCGGCGCCGGGUCGAGCAGGGGGAGUCACGGAAAGCCAAGGUGCGCAGGCGGCCGCAGGUCCAGGAGCAGCCCUGGUGGAGCUCACCGCGACCCCCGACGGCCUGGCUCUGGUGAGCCCCUACCACACCCACCGGGUCGGGGACCCCUUAGACCUCGUGGCGCUCGCUGAGCAGGUGCAGAAGGCUGAUGAAUUCAUCCGAGCAAAUGCUACCAACAAGCUGACAGUCAUCGCGGAGCAAAUCCAGCAUUUACAGCAACAAGCUAGGAAGGUGCUGGAGGAUGCUCGCAGAGAUGCUGACUUGCACCAUGUAGCUUGUAAUAUGGUGAAAAAACCUGGCAACAUUUACUAUCUUUACCAGCGGGAGAGUGGUCAGCAGUACUUCUCCAUUAUCUCUCCAGAGGAAUGGGGAACAGGUUGUCCACACAACUUCCGUGGUGCCUACAAGCUACAGCAUGACUUGUCAUGGACUCCAUAUGAGGACAUUGAAAAGCAAGAUGCUAAAAUCAGCAUGAUGGACAAGCUGCUAAGCCAGCCGAUGGCCGUGCCCCCAUGUACUGAACCCACCCUCCAGGGAUUGACUCAUUGAACACCGACUUUGACCAGCAGCCCUCAUGACAAGGGCCUGACUGCCACCACCUCCUGUUGCCCACAUUCUCUACCUUGGCUUGAUGGGAGGGAUCAUGAGAACUGGGCAUGUAGGUGAAUCAUGAACUUGUUGGAGGGCGA